Molecule: messenger RNA, 3529 nt
Organism: Pseudoliparis swirei
Lineage: Eukaryota; Metazoa; Chordata; Actinopteri; Perciformes; Liparidae
Gene: shkbp1
Product: SH3KBP1 binding protein 1
Exons: 17
Coding region: 87-2624 (845 amino acids)
Biological process (GO): protein homooligomerization
Molecular function (GO): protein binding
Source: RefSeq, a predicted model, not a curated record
CUCGCGACAGGAAGUUGAGAUGAAAACAAGAGCGGCUCCCCAAUUUAACCCCAAAAUGUAUUAAAAUAUAAAGAGUUGUUGUAAAGAUGAAGCCCGGCAGCGCGAGGAGCGGUGACAUCAUCCACCUGAACGUGGGCGGGAAGAGGUUCAGCACCUCCAGACAGACACUCACCUGGGUUCCUGACUCCUUCUUCUCCAGUCUUCUGAGCGGAAGAAUCUCAACUCUGAAGGAUGAAACCGGAGCUAUCUUCAUAGAUAGAGAUCCUUCUCUUUUCGCUACGAUCCUCAACUUCUUGAGGACCAAAGACCUUCAGCCUCGAUCCAUCAACGUGAACAUGCUCAUGCACGAGGCCGAGUUCUACGGGAUCACCCCGCUGGUGCGUAAGCUGCAGCUGUGUGACGAGCUGGACCGAUCCUCCUGUGGGAACGUUCUGUUCAACGGAUACCUGCCUCCACCAGUGUACCCCGCUAAGCGUCGUAACCGUCACAGCGUGGCGGGCUCUCAGUUCAUGGCGUGCCGCGUGGCGUUGGCCGACAGAGCGCCGGUCCGCCGCAGCAACACCAUGCCGCCCAACCUGGGGACCGCCGGGGUCCGGACCAGCACCGAGGAGAGGACGCCGGGGGGUCAGUUGUCAGACACCGGCAUGGUUCGGAUCAUCUGUGGUCAUCACAACUGGAUCGCUGUGGCCUACGCACAGUUUGUCGUCUGCUACAGGGUGAAGGAGUCCACCGGGUGGCAGCAGGUGUUCACCUCCCCUCGUCUCGACUGGGUGAUCGACCGCGUGGCGCUGAACGCCAAAGUGAUGGCCGGCUCGCUGGGCGACAACGACAAGAUGGUGGCCGUGGCGUCGGGGACGGAGAUCAUCCUGUGGGCCAUCUGCCCCGACGGCAACGGCAACGAGAUCGGCGUCUUCAGUCUGAACGUGCCGGUGGAGGCUCUCUUCUUCGUUGGUAACCAGCUGAUCGCCACCAGCCACACGGGGAAGGUCGGGGUUUGGAACGCCGUCACCAAACACUGGCAGAACCAGGACGUGGUUCCCAUCAGCAGCUACGACACGGCCGGCUCCUUCCUCAUCCUGGGCUGCAGCAACGGCUCCAUCUACUACAUCGAUGUGCAGAAGUUUCCUCUGAGGAUGAAGGACAACGACCUGCUGGUGACGGAGCUGUACAGAGACCCGACGGAGGACGCCAUCACUGCCCUCAGCGUCUACCUCACCCCCAAAACCAGUGACAGCGGGAACUGGAUCGAGAUCGCGUAUGGGACCAGCGCCGGGUCGGUCCGGGUCAUCGUUCAGCACCCAGAGACCGUCGGCUCCGGGCCGCAGCUCUUCCAGACCUUCUCCGUCCACCGCAGCUCCGUCACCAAGAUCAUGCUGUCGGAGAAACACCUCAUCUCAGUCUGUGCCGAUAACAACCACGUGCGGACGUGGACGGUGACCCGGUUCAGAGGGAUGAUCUCCACGCAGCCCGGCUCCACGCCGCUCACCUCCUUCAAGAUCCUCAGCCUGGACGACGUGGACGGACACGGAGGCUGCAGCGCCGGCACGGAGAUAGGUCCGUACGGAGAGAGAGACGACCAGCAGGUGUUCAUCCAGAGAGUCGUACCAGACACCGAUAAACUCUACGUGAGGCUGUCGUCCAACGGGAAGAGGGUGUGUGAGGUGCGCUCGGUGGACGGCGCCUCCAUCACGGCCUUCAUGGUGCACGAGUGCGAGGGCUCGAGCCGCAUCGGCUCCCGGCCGCGCCGCUACCUGUUCAGUGGCCACGGCAACGGCAGCAUCCAGAUGUGGGACCUGACCACCGCCAUGGAGAUCGCCGGCAAGGUCGACAUCAGAGCGCUGGGCGGGCCCACGGAGGAGGAGCUUCUGGAGCUGCUGGACCAGUGUGACCUGGCUCUGACCCGGACGCCAGACAGCACGCCCAGAGCCUCCACCUGCAGUCUUCACUCCCAGCUCACCGACGUCUUCAGGAUGGAGCGUCUCCACUCAGCAGCCGGAGCCCGAGGAGGCGGAGCUUCGGGUUCGUCCGUCUCGCUGUGCGGCAGCCUCCCCCGGCAGGCUCCGCCCCCCGCGCCGCUCGCCAGACCUGCGCGAGACUCCGCCCUCUGCGGGCCGCAGGCCCUCAGCAUCCCCGCCUACACCCACGGCUCCGCCCACAACCAGACCUCCAGCCCCCGCCCCCCCAGACACCGGGACCUGGACCGGGACCGGGGGUCUGUGCGGCGGGGCAGCUUCGUGGAGCGCUGCCAGGAGCUCGCCAAGGGGUCGGAGGCGGGCGCCGGCUUCGGGGUCCCGGCGGGGUCGGAGGGCGCGAGGCGGAGCUUAGCGGUGUGCACCGAGCUGGAGGCCCGGUUCGGCCUCAGGACCCCGACCACCUUCUCCGUGUCGCCCGGUGCACGCCACUUCCCCGGGCCGCCGCCGCCGCCGCCCUCGUCUCCGCCUCACCGCAGGGCGACGCCCACUCCCCCAACGAGCCCGUCGCGGUCCGGUGCGCCGGCCGCCACGCCGCCUCUUGAAGACGGGCCGGCCGCCGCCGAGGGCCCCGAGGGCCCCGAGGGCCCCGAAGGCCCCCCAACGGGACCGCCCACCAGCCCCAAAGCACACAUGAACGAGACCAGCUUCUGAUUGGCUGUGAGGCUGAGACGGCCUCUGAUUGGCUCUCGGGUUCUCCAUCAUUUAGAUCAGCUGCAGUGAAAUAGAACAAAGUACAUUCUGAGGUACAUGUUGUACUUUUAUCAUCCGUCCGCUUCAGUUACUUCACAGAUUAGUCAUCGACUAAUAAUUACAGAUGUAGAAAGAGGUAUGAUGUCAUCAUAUACAACAUAUGAACGAUGUGGUAUUACUGCUUCCUGUGUUGGAGGAGGACGUCGAUGACGUCAUCCAUGAUGUCAUCGACGGCUUCACCUGAACGGUCUUCUUCUUCUUCUUCGUGGCUUUGUAGAACCAACAGGAAGUGCAUUUUUUGUAUUAUUUUCAAAACAAAACAAAUUUUGUAUCAAAUCUUUAUUUUUUUUAAUUUGUGACCGUUGAGUUCUCGCUGAUCUUUACAGAGCCGACCCUGAACGCACCGCCGUCGCAGCCAAUCGGGCUUCAGAUCUUUAAUUUACAGGCUCCAUCCUUUAUGAUUAUUUACUGAAAAGAUCUUCAAUUAAUUUUAACUCAUUACAGGAAAAAUAUUUCAUGAACUUUGAUUAUUUUAUGUUUAAUUGUAUUAUUAUUAUUAUUAUUUCACGUUUCAGUUUUUUAUGUUUUUUUUUCUGACGAAGUUAAUACAACAAAAACAUAAACAAAUGGUUCUAGAUAAUAAGGAUACAUUAAACCACCAGCAGUGUAUAAAUAUAUAUAUAAUAUAUAUUAUUCUGCAUAAUGAGUUAUUUACUUUUUGUACUUUUAAUUAAAAUGUUGAAUGCAGUACUUUUUACUCUGUAUAGUAUAAUUACUACUUUUAUGAAGUAAAACAGUAUUAUUAUAAUAAUUAUAUAUUUAAUUAGAAUUUGACAAAUUUUUAUGAAAACCUUUCAGAACAUAAG